AUCACAGCCCGAGUCAAUUUAGAAAGUCGACCUUACUCCGUACUACAUCCAAACCACUAAAACACAUCAUCUGUUCUUUCUACUUCCGAGUGGAUACCCAUUGUGGACGCACACGGCAAAUACACAAGAGACUGUCUGAAGUCAAGCUUUUUUUGAACGAACAAGUUAGAAAACUGCGCUGUAGAAAAAGUAAGCUUUUUUGCGUUGAACUUUUAACUGUUGCAGCUUUCGGAAUCAGCUCCACAAGGCUGGUAGUUGUGUCUGUGUAUUCUGACCGUUUUCUUUUUUUUUUACCUUUUUUUUUAUUUGGUUUUUAUUUUUACCGUCGCGCAUUCAGUGUUUCAUGCUCACAAAUGUUAGCAGUUGGGCAGAUGGAUACUAAUCGGCAGAAUGCUUUCGUCCUAGGCAGUACACCGCUGGCAGCUUUACACAAUAUGACCGAGAUGAAGACAUCUUUAUUCCCUUACACUUUGCAAAAUCCCUCGGGCUUCAAGGCACCUUCGCUCACAAACCUGAACUCGCAUCUCUCUCUGGGUACGCCGCAUGGAAUAAGCGACAUCUUGGGCAGACCGAUUACAACAGCUGGACAACUGCUCUCGGGAUUUCCCAGGAUAAAUGGGCUGGCCACCUCCGCGGGGAUGUACUUUAACCCGGCUGCCGUUUCUCGGUACCCGAAGCCCUUGACUGAACUGCCUGGCAGAGCUCCCAUAUUUUGGCCUGGUGUAAUGCAGAGUUCUCCGUGGCGAGACCCACGGGUCCCUUGUCCCGCCCAGGCGAACAUGAUGCUUGACAAGGACGGCAAGAAGAAGCAUUCCAGACCUACAUUUUCAGGACAACAAAUUUUCGCUUUGGAGAAAACUUUUGAACAGACGAAGUACCUGGCAGGUCCCGAAAGAGCACGUCUUGCAUAUUCUUUAGGGAUGACCGAAAGCCAAGUGAAGGUUUGGUUUCAAAACAGAAGAACCAAAUGGCGGAAGCGACACGCAGCUGAAAUGGCCACAGCCAAGAAAAAACACGAUUCGGAAACGGAGAAAAUGAAGGAAAGUUCGGACAAUGAGGACGACGACGAGUACAAUAAACCACUGGAUCCAAAUUCAGACGACGAAAAAAUAACGAGACUGCUGAAGAAGCACAAAGCGACGAAUAUGUCCUUGAUCAGUCCCUGCAGUAACAGCUCGGACGCCUUGUGAUAACUUAACGCGGGCGGAGGACUCUGCUGUUCGAUACUCCAAAAGCUAAAAUAACCAGGGUAUAUACCGUUCAAAGAUUGAGGAGAGGGCGGUAAUUGGAAAUAUGAGAUAUAUGUUGUACAGACGAUAAUGUAAGUGAGAUGUAUAUAUUUUUUACUGAAUAAGUUAUGUGAUGAAGACAUCCAGUACAGGGAAGCAACUUUUCCCCCCCCCAAAAACAAAAUUUUUUCUUGCGUUAUUACUAGCUUAAUUUUGUUGUCAAGUGUCACUUAACAAGCAAUUCCCUGUUUUAAAAGUUUAAAAGACUGCGCAGGUACAUAAUGUAAAAUGUUGUAAAUUAUGAUGUAAAAAGUUUUGUUCACAUUUUCCAUUUAGACAGUUUUUUUGUUACAUUUUAAGGAAUUUAUGUUUUUAUUUUACCAAAAAAACUCGAUUACUGUUUAUGUUGAAUUAAGAGAGUAUUAUUACUUCCACAAAAUGUAGGAAGAAAAUCUUUGUAUUAUCAAUAAAUUAUUUAACAAGA
Messenger RNA from Paramormyrops kingsleyae, 1713 nucleotides. RefSeq names its product NK6 homeobox 2 (gene nkx6-2). NCBI's taxonomy places the organism in Eukaryota, Metazoa, Chordata, Actinopteri, Osteoglossiformes, Mormyridae. Gene Ontology annotation, molecular function: RNA polymerase II cis-regulatory region sequence-specific DNA binding; DNA-binding transcription factor activity, RNA polymerase II-specific. Gene Ontology annotation, biological process: cell differentiation; regulation of transcription by RNA polymerase II. Gene Ontology annotation, cellular component: nucleus. The record is from RefSeq and is a predicted model, not a curated record.